AUGGCGACGGCAGAAGGCACUCGGUUUUGUUUGGGCCGGCCCAAUACUUCAUCCCGUGUUAGAAAAAAAAACAUCGCAACAGGGCAACAGGUGUUUGGUUUGGACUCCCGGCCCUGGGCCCCCUGGCUGCUGCUGCGGCUGCUGACCUCUCCGCCAUGGGCACACCCCCCUCGCAGAUUGCAUAGAGGCAAUUUCCAGCAACGGCAUCGUCCAUGGCAUCCUCGCAGACCCUCUCGCUGUUCCUCCCGCUGCUGGCCGCGUCGUCGCCCGGCGGACGCGGGCGCCGGCAUUGGCGGCGGCGACGGCCACGGCCUGACGCACAUCCACCUCUACGGGCACGAGACCCUGGCCGGCGCCAACGGCUCGUCGUUCGGGAGCAUCGGCGUGGUGGACGGGACCGAAGCUAAGAGGAUCGAUCCAGGUUGUCUGGAUUCCACCCUCAAGUUUACUAUCAACAGCAUCCAAAACGCCCGCCCGAACACUAUUGAUACGCAAAGUUGUCCCAGGGCAUUCCCCAAUUCUCUAGCUGUUUGUCUCCAGAGGGAGGUCAGCUGCAGCCGCACGGAGAGGCAUGUCGCGACCGUCGAAGGCCUUGAUUUACUACUCUUCCAGACCUUCCAAGUAAGCGCGGAAAACAGCCCACACGAACUGUUCAUCCCGUCUGCGGUUCAUUACAGUUUGAUCAUUCGACCUGAUGAGCUUCCACGUACCUGUCAACCAAGCGCCCUUAUACCCCAAAAAUGUGAAUAGAUAACGAAGCACGAAGGGAAAAGAAGAUUCAGUAUCAUCUGAUGG
Panicum hallii is the source of this 795-nucleotide messenger RNA. RefSeq lists its product as uncharacterized. The transcript is spliced from 5 exons. Bases 1 to 750 code for a protein of 249 amino acids. The record is from RefSeq and is a predicted model, not a curated record. Lineage: Eukaryota; Viridiplantae; Streptophyta; Magnoliopsida; Poales; Poaceae.